Molecule: messenger RNA, 1265 nt
Organism: Silurus meridionalis
Lineage: Eukaryota; Metazoa; Chordata; Actinopteri; Siluriformes; Siluridae
Gene: lft2
Product: lefty2
Exons: 4
Coding region: 55-1116 (353 amino acids)
Biological process (GO): BMP signaling pathway; SMAD protein signal transduction
Cellular component (GO): extracellular region
Molecular function (GO): transforming growth factor beta receptor binding; cytokine activity; growth factor activity
Source: RefSeq, a predicted model, not a curated record
UAUAAGGUGAGCAGGGGCAGUUUCAGUCACUUCACAAUAGUAGGACACUACGACAUGGCUCUCUUCAUCCACCUGCUGCGGUGGGCAGCGCUCAUCACUCUGGCGCAAACCUACUCCACUGAGGACAUGAAGGAGGCCAUUCUACAAAAACUCGGUCUAACGGAAAUGCCCGGCCUCCAGAAAAGAGACUUGGAAAAUCUCGUGGUCCCGAAUCACAUCAAGAGCAAGUAUCUGUCCAUGCUGAAACUACACCAUGCUCGGAAGAGAAGGUCUCUGCCCAGCUUGUCUGGAAUCCUCAGGCGUAUUCAUGGCAACACAGAUAUAACUGGGGAAAUGAAAUACUCAGACACGAAUCGACAGCACUUCGUAUUUGACAUGGAGACCAGGCUGAAAGAAAACAACGAGGUGGCCAUGGCAGAACUGAAACUUUAUCAGACUGCUCCUCGUAAGCAGCCUGUGACCGAGAAGAAGAAGCACAGACCAGUCAAUCAUGCCCGAGUGAGCAUAUACUGGGUGUGCAACGAGUCCAACCACACAUCUCUAGUAGACUCAAGGUUGGUGCCAGUGAAUGAGAUCGGCUGGAGGAGCUUUGACGUGACCCAAGCGAUUCAUUACUGGUCCAGGUCUAAAACGCCAGCAAGCCCAUUGCAUUUGGAAGUGCGGAUCGAAGGAGAAAGGCCUGGGAGUUAUGCAGCCGAAAUGGCAAAGAGAGUGCGAUUCACCACUGAAAACGAGAAGAACACAGGAACACCUGAGCUCGUUCUCUACACCUUGAACUUGGAGGAAUACGGGUCCCUGGGCGAUUGUAGACGCGACGCCGACAAUCAAGCGUGCUGUCGGGAAGACUAUUACAUCAACUUCCGUGAAGUAACGUGGGCGCAGUACUGGAUCCUGGAGCCUGCUGGAUACCAGGCCUUCCGCUGCACAGGAGGAUGCAAACAGCCCAAGCGCAAUUACGGCUAUGGACCGAGAUCGUGCUCAGUGGUGGAAAGCGCUCCUCUGCCGGUCAUGUACCUGCUGAAGAAAGGCGAUUACACACAGAUCGAGGUGGCCGAGUUUCCCAACAUGAUCGUUGAAAAGUGCGGAUGUUCCAUGGACAAAAUUUCCAUAUCUUAAAAACAAGAACUUCUCACUCUUUAACCGAGCACUUAUAAAUAAUAAGUAUAAUAUUGUCUUGAGUCACGUUAGUUUAUUUUGCAUCAUAAAAGGCACUGUGUGAUUCCUUUCUUAUCUUCUGAAAAUAAAAUUAAAAAACAUUUUUUUAA